AUGGGUCAAGGGACUUUUACAAGUUCUUCCCCUGUGGUCAGUAAAGACGAAGAGACUGUCGCCUUACAGAGCAUCAUGCGCGUCUUUGUUCCUCUAGUCUCCCUCACUUCUCUGGUACUGUCAGCCGUUGCCAGUCCUCUCAACGGCGAAAACUUUAUUGCGAGGCGCGAUAUUAGCCAAGACCUGUUCAAUGAUCUUGCGUUUUACUUCCAAUAUGCCGCCUCAGCGUACGCAGAUUCCUGCCCUAAACCCAACGGCAACUCGUUGGUCCUGCAGUUCAGCCAAAAAGUAACCGACACACAAGGGUUCGUUGCCCGAGACGACAAUAGGAAAGAAAUUGUUGUUUCUCUUCGGGGAAGUGAAUCGUUUACCGACGCUUUAACGGACAUUAAUAUUUUAUUGUCACCAUUUUUGUCGCCUGGUGUGGAUGCUCCGUUGGGUUCCCUUGCUCACAGUGGUUUCUUGAUAGCAUGGAACUCUGUGGCGCACCUAGUUAUCUCGACAGUCCAAGCUGAGCUUUCUGCCCAUCCAGGGUACUCCCUCGUUUCUACCGGCCAUUCUCUCGGAGGAGCGUUAUCCAGUUUAGCCGGGAUAUCCCUACAACAAAACUUCCCUAACAGGCGAGGCUCCUUCCUUUCCAAUGUAAGGAUGUUCACGUAUGGCCAACCCCGAACUUUUAACCCCAUCGGGGCUGCCUUCAUUAAUUCGCAGUUCGGAGACCAGGCAUUCCGAUCUGUUCAUACUACCGAUGGAGUUCCGACCUUGAUUCCCCGGAUCCUCGGCUACCGACACCAUGGUAUCGAAUACUUCCAGUCUCCUGACCCUGCAUCUCCAGCGACGACAAAGAAAUGUGCGGCAGACGGCGAAGACCCCACCUGCUCGGACUCUAUCCCCUCGCAAGGGCUCGAUGACGCUCAUGGCACCGGUAGUGUAAGGGUUGGUACUGGAAUUUGUUGGGAAAUGUGUACCGCAUUAACGACCGAUAAUCCAAAACUCCAGCUCAAGGAUGUUGAUGAUCUACUUAAAUAA
Molecule: messenger RNA, 1029 nt
Organism: Psilocybe cubensis
Lineage: Eukaryota; Fungi; Basidiomycota; Agaricomycetes; Agaricales; Agrocybaceae
Exons: 12
Coding region: 1-1029 (342 amino acids)
Biological process (GO): lipid catabolic process
Source: RefSeq, a predicted model, not a curated record